ACAACAUAGAUCAUUUCUCUCCUAUUUAAGUUCUCGAAUUGAUCUCAACAAAAACAAACAAACUUGCAUACCAUAUUCUGUUAUUCACCACUGCCACCACCUCACGGCGGUAGUAGACACACUCCCCAAUCACCACUUUCAUGGCCACAUCAUCAAAACACAUUCAUUUAUAUAGAAGUAUUGCCAUUUAAAAAAAAUGUAUACCUUUUGCUAAAAGCCAUGCUUAAUACCUUUUGAGACCACAUAUACACAUUUGGUAUAUUCACUCUUGUGUUUGUUGAUCCGUUUCUAUAUUUAUAUAAAAGUCUUGUCGUUAAAAAAAAUGUAUACCUUUUACUAGAUGCCAUCCUUAAUUCCGAGACCACCAUUUUCCCUCAUAUUUUCAUCCCGUCAUCGUGGCCACCUUUUCGCUUCUUUCCUCACGUUAAAGCGGAUUCAUAUCACCACCACGGCAACUACCACUACCGCGGCCACUUCCCCAAAGAUUAUCGUCAUCAUGGGCGCAACAGGAGCUGGAAAAUCACGUCUCUCAAUCGACCUCGCAACUCGCUUCUUCAAAAACUCCGAAAUAAUCAACUCCGACAAAAUGCAAGUAUAUCAUGGACUCGAUAUAACCACCAACAAAAUCACAAUAAAAGAACAACAAUGCAUCCCUCACCACCUUCUCGGAGUAUUCGACCCGUCCCAAAUCGUUAUCAACCCGUAUAUAUAUCGAAAACUAGCUUCCAAAACAAUCUCUAAUAUUGUAUCCCGUAAUGGGCUGCCACUUAUCGUAGGCGGGUCGAACUCAUUCAUCUACUCAUUACUUACAAAACAGUUCAACCCGAAAAUGGAUGUGUUUAACGGGCCAGACCCAGACCCGGUCAGCUCGGAGCUUCGGUACAAGUGUUGCUUCAUAUGGGUGGAUGUUUGCUUCAAAGUUUUAAACCGGUAUUUAUGUAAAAGGGUUGAUGAGAUGCUGGAUUCGGGUAUGGUGGAGGAGUUAAAAGAGUUUUUCGGGUCGGGUGAGUAUUUGAGGGUGAAAAGGGAUGGGUUGGGUCGGGCGAUCGGAGUGCGGGAGAUGGAGGCGUAUUUUAGUGGUGGUGGAGUGGAUUUGGAGGUGUAUGAUAGAGGGGUGAGGAGGGUGAAGGUUAAUAGUUGUGAGCUGGCGAAGAGGCAGGUGGGUAAAAUAUUACGGUUGAAGGAGGGUGGGUGGGAUUUGAAGAGGGUGGAUGCAACGGAGGUGGUGCGGCGGAAAAUGACGGCGGAAGGUGGAGGAAGUGUGGCAGAGUUAUGGGAGGAGGUUGUGGAAACAAGUGUAAAGAUUGUGAACCAAUUCUUGGAGGAGUAGCUGAAUCCUAGAAACUCUAAAG
Messenger RNA from Helianthus annuus (common sunflower), 1352 nucleotides. RefSeq names its product adenylate isopentenyltransferase. The record is from RefSeq and is a predicted model, not a curated record. Gene Ontology annotation, cellular component: mitochondrion. NCBI's taxonomy places the organism in Eukaryota, Viridiplantae, Streptophyta, Magnoliopsida, Asterales, Asteraceae. Gene Ontology annotation, biological process: cytokinin biosynthetic process; tRNA modification. Gene Ontology annotation, molecular function: AMP dimethylallyltransferase activity; tRNA dimethylallyltransferase activity. The transcript has a single exon. Bases 341 to 1330 code for a protein of 329 amino acids.